This is a messenger RNA of Trichomonas vaginalis G3, 1881 nucleotides long. Its product is annotated as protein ubiquitination. The transcript has a single exon. The record is from RefSeq and is a predicted model, not a curated record. The coding region runs from base 1 to 1881 and encodes 626 amino acids. NCBI's taxonomy places the organism in Eukaryota, Parabasalia, Trichomonadida, Trichomonadidae. Gene Ontology annotation, molecular function: protein binding.
AUGGAAAGUUCUCUUUUAAGGCAAAUCUUUAAGAAAAGAGAGAAAGGCCUUCCAAUUAAGAAUGAAGAAGAGGAAAUUGCCAAAAAUGUAGAAACAUUUUGCCAUGAUCCAAGCUUUUUUGAUUUGCCUCUUCAUUCAAUUGCGAGCAUUUUGAAUUACCCACAGCCAAUCAAAGCAGAGACUAUCAGGCAUAUAGUUUCAACUGUUUCCAAACGAAAUGGAUCAUCAUCUGUCAUUCUAUUGCGUUAUUUCACAAUUGCCGAUCCAACAUUUGAUAAUAUCAUUGAUAUUUUGAGCAAUAUUCGAGGAUGCCCAAUUUUCGAAAACUUAAGAAGAAUUGUAAGCAAUCAAACACAAAAUUUUGAUCAAGAUUUGGAAGAUGAAACAAAUAAAAUUGAUGAAAAUAAAGGAAUCAAGUAUAUUGAUAGCAGUAACAAACAAAAUGGAGAGAACUUGCAUGAACAAACACAAAAAAUUGAAAAUAAAAAAGAAAAUGAAGAAGAUUUUGAUUCUUUGAAUGAUGUUGAUAUCAGCAAUCGAUUGUUAGAGAAAUACGAUGACAACAUUAAGAUUAGAGGUUACAUUGAAGAUAUUGUUUUCACAGAAAACCAUCAAAACAAAAAUUUAUUAUCAAAAAUGAAAGAUCCGAUUUUCUCAGAUUAUGCAUAUCAAUGCAUUCUUUAUGCACAGAAGAUCAGACCACAUUCACUUUUAUAUCUUAAAUUUCUUCUUGAAUUGCUUCCUUUUGAUCCUCCAGAUUAUUUAUCAUUAUCUGUUGAAAAAUUCGAAAGAUCGUUCAUUCAACCAUCAAAUCCAAUUGAAAAUAAAUUAAAUCAACCAGAUAAUGAUCAAUUUGAAGAAGAAAUUUCAAAUCAUAAAAAUAAUUUAGAAGAAAAUCAAAGUUUAGAUGAAAUUGAUGAUGAAAAUAAUGAAUUUGUAAUACAAAAUGAUGAGAAUAGCGAAAAUUCAAUUGAAUCUCAAGUUAAACAAGCAAUUAAAAGUGAUGAUUUAGAAACUCUUAAGGAAAUUUUAACAAAUAAUCUAAUUGUUUCUGUUUAUUGCAAAGAAACAGAUUCCAAGAUCACUCCUCUUUGUUUAGCAGCUUUCUAUGGAUCUUCUGAAUGCUUUAGAUACUUGUAUUUGAAUAGUAAACAAGAGAUAAACGAAAGAUUAGUAAGAUAUGCAAUAAAAGGCGGAAAUUAUGACAUUUUUAACAUUUGUGCAAACAAUGGCUUUGAUUUUCAUGGUUUUGGCAAAACUGCAGCUAAAUAUCAUAGGAACGACAUUCUUUCAUGGAUACUUACUAACUAUGGAUUUGAAAAAGUUCCUCCAAGUACUUGUAUAAGUUCAUGUAACACUCCUGCUUUGUUUUACUUUUUAAAGAAAUUAGGCGUUGAUUAUACUGAUAAAUAUGGUGAAAAUUGUUUUACGAAAUGCUGCUCAAGAGGUGAAAUAGAUAUUGUUGAUUAUUUAUAUUCAAAGAAAGCGAACAUUGAAUAUAGAAACUCAUCAGGGCAAACAGGCCUUUCCAUUGCAAGUGAAAAUGGUCAUAUUGAAAUCAUUAAUUACUUGAUAGAAAAUGGAGCAAAUUUAGAAAAUAAAGAUAAUUAUGGAAGAACUCCUUUAAUAGUUGCAAGUGAGAAUGGUCAAGUACAUUCUAUAUUGGCAUUACUUGAAAAUGGUGCUGAUAUAGAAGCACAAACUAUUACUGGAAUUACUCCUUUAAUUAGUGCUGUAAUUAGAAAUAAAAAAGAAGCGGUAAAAGUGUUGAUUGAACAUGGCGCUGACCCUAAUAAGACUGAUAACAUAGGUAAGUCAUCAUUGGUAAGAGCAAAAGAUCCAGAAAUUCUGGAAAUUCUCAAAUCAAAAUUAAAUCCUUAG